AUGACAGAAGGCCCUGGUUUGUCGGUCGCUUUUCGAAAGUAUUUGCAAGAAAAGGCACUUGGUGAAGGAUUUUGUUCUGAUAUUACUAUCCACGCAUUUGGAAAAGAUUACGCGCUACAUAAAUUUGUUCUCUAUCGUAGUUCAUACUUUGUCACUUUAUCCAGUGAUUUAUGGAACAAUGACAACGGUUGUACCACACCUUCGGCGGAGAAGUGUAAUCCCGUUUAUAAUAUUGAAUUAGGGUCCAAUUUCACGCAGGAAAUAUUUGAACUUGCUCUUGGCCAGUUGUACGGAAUAAAUGUAAAACCAAUGGAACUUAAGAAGAUGUUUUCUCUUCUGGAACUUGCCAGUUUUCUAGAUAUUCCUGACCUUUCUGAAGAAUGUUCCAAGCAUCUGAUUCAAGCUAUUGAUGAGACAACCGUCCAUGAAAUAGCUAUUCUUGUUUGUUCCUUUGAGUUUGUGCAGGCAGUCAAAGAUGUUAGACAAGCUUGUGAGAUGUUUCUCUGUAUUGAAUCUACGGAUCUAGCAGAUGAAAUUUGGUUGAAGAUUCCUUGCGACAUGCUUGUGAGGGUUACCACCAGUGACUCUUUUUUUAUUAAAAAUGAAUGGGAACGAUGUCAAUUUCUCAUCAAGUUAUAUCGCAAGGUAUCAAAACUGCUCAUCGAAAUUCGGAAAAACUACACUGAGAUAUCCCGUGAUGCAAUAGAAGACCCCCAGGAAACGGCAAGUAGAGAGAACAAUAAUCGUGACGAAGAAAGUGCUACUUGUACCAUCGUUUAUGAAGACUCAGUGGAGGAGAAAGUGAGAAAUUUGGACAAAAUGCUGAAGACAAUUCAGGAGGGUCUUAAUUCUGGUAUUCACUACAUGCACAUGACACCCACAGAAUUGUCAACGCUUUGGGACGAAGCAGAUCAUUUUGGUGAACCUUUGAUCCAUCCCGAAUGUCUGCAAGAAGGUCUGUGGGACCUUACUAGGUUGCAAGCUAUGAUAUCUCAGUUAAAUGAUGAUUCCCCUCCCAGUCUGGGCCUGAUCGAGAUGCAUAAUCCAGGUGAGGUUGUAAAGAGGGCAUUGUAUUCGGUGAAUACAGAGGAGGUCAGGCGAUACCCAAGUCACAACCCAGGCUCAAAUACUACUGAAUGGACUCGAUACCCUCCAAUGAGGAUUGGAGUGGAGCUGCCUGGUUUGUUCGAGUUAACAGAAUGCCAGGGGGUAUAUACUAAACCGUUUUUUUACGCAGGAUCCGCUUGGGCGAUCUUUGUCUGGAGAUCCUCUAACAAAUCUAGCCCCCCAGAAUUGUCUUUAUAUAGGAGGAUUCAGAGUAAAGCCAUAACUAGCACAUCUAAAAGCGUGUCGUGGGACAGUUUUAUUACUAUCAAAACCACACACAUUAGGUGGGACGAAGAAGUCGAACAGAACAUGCCCACUCUGGACUUACAUGAGCGGUAUCUUGAUGAACGGAGAAAAACAUCUCUAUACGUCAAAAUCAAAGCACUGUCGAAUACAAGAUACGAUUUUUCAAAAUUUAAGCUCCAACCUCACAGUUCUCGGAAUUGGAACGUGAAAAAGCUCCAGGGUCUACAGGAAUACCCUGCUUUCAACAAAAAAGGGUCAACGAGGUUUGUUCUCUCAUUGUGUGUUAGUUAA
Molecule: messenger RNA, 1644 nt
Organism: Sugiyamaella lignohabitans
Lineage: Eukaryota; Fungi; Ascomycota; Dipodascomycetes; Dipodascales; Trichomonascaceae
Exons: 1
Coding region: 1-1644 (547 amino acids)
Molecular function (GO): protein binding
Source: RefSeq, a predicted model, not a curated record